UCCCCGAUUCGUGUGGUACUCUUGCUUCGGCGGGGUUCGUUGGCGAAUCCCAGCAGGCGCGGCACCGCUUGUCCGCUCGCUGGUUGGGCUCACUUCCCCCAUCCGCAGCUGUUUCAGGACUCGAUUCGAGCUAUCCAUCGCUGUCCAUGGCGGCCUCGACGCCGGCGGCGGGCGUGGAAUCGAAAAUCCGCAUCCCGGGAUUCCAGGGGCUCCGAUCGUCCGUAUUGGUUCCUCUCGGGAGAGAAAUCGGUCCUUUUCCAAUCGGACGCUCUUCGAGGUCUUCCUCCGUUAUCAGAGCCGUCUCCACGGUGAGACCGCGUAUAAAGCCGGAUAAUACUGAAGUAAAGAGGAGCAAGGUUGAGUUGUUUAAGGAGCAAAGCAAUUUCCUUAGGUUUCCUUUAAAUGAGGAAUUGCGCUCAGAAGCUCCAAAUAUAAAUGAAGCUGCCACUCAGCUAAUCAAGUUUCAUGGGAGUUAUCAACAGACAAAUAGAGAUGAACGUGGUGCAAAGUCUUACCAGUUUAUGCUCCGUACUAAGAAUCCUUGUGGGAAAGUCCCUAACAAGCUCUACUUGGUUAUGGAUGACCUGGCUGAUGAGUUUGGAAUUGGUACUCUCCGUUUGACCACUAGGCAGACAUUUCAAUUGCAUGGGAUCCUGAAGAAAAACCUACAAACUGUGAUGAGUACUAUUAUUAAGAACAUGGGAUCAACACUUGGUGCAUGUGGCGAUCUUAAUAGGAAUGUAUUAGCCCCUGCAGCACCAUUUGUGAAAAAAGAGUAUGUUUUUGCACAGGUGACUGCAGAAAACAUUGCUGCUCUAUUGACACCUCAAUCUGGAGCAUAUUACGAUUUGUGGGUAAAUGGAGGGAAAAUUUUGUCAGCAGAGCAUCCAGAAGUAGUGAAAGCCCGCAAUGAUAAUUCUCAUGGAACCAACUUCACUGACUUACCUGAGCCCAUUUAUGGCAGCCAAUUCUUGCCUCGAAAGUUUAAGAUUGCUGUGACUGUACCAACAGACAACUCAGUGGAUAUCCUCACCAAUGAUAUUGGUGUUGUACUAGUUUCUAGUGAUGAUGGAGAACCUCAAGGCUUUAACAUCUAUGUGGGAGGAGGAAUGGGAAGGACUCAUCGAGUUGGGACAACUUUUCCUCGUUUGGGAGAACCACUAGGCUUUGUCGCCAAAGAAGAUAUUUUAUAUGCUAUAAAAGCUAUUGUUGUUACUCAAAGAGAAAAUGGGAGGAGGGAUGAUAGGAAGUAUAGUCGAAUGAAAUAUUUGAUUAGCACGUGGGGCAUUGAGAAGUUCCGCAGUGUUGUUGAACACUAUUAUGGUAAGAAGUUUGAAAACUUCAGAGAAUUACCUGAGUGGGAAUUCAAGAGUUACCUUGGAUGGCAUGAACAGGGUGAUGGUGCAAUGUUUUGUGGACUGCAUAUCGAUAAUGGGCGUAUAGGCGGGAAAAUGAAACAAACUUUAAGAGAAAUAAUUGAGAAGUAUAAACUGAAUGUCCGAAUUACACCAAACCAGAAUUUGAUCUUGUGUGAUAUUAGACGUUCCUGGAGAAGACCUAUCACCACAGCUCUUGCCCAAGCAGGUUUACUGUUGCCCAGAUACGUUGAUCCUCUUAAUAUAACUUCCAUGGCUUGCCCUGCUCUACCACUAUGUCCGCUUGCAAUAACAGAAGCUGAGAGAGGGAUUCCAGAAAUUCUCAAACGGGUUCGAGCUGUUUUUGAUAAGGUUGGCCUCAAAUAUAAUGAGUCCGUAGUGAUAAGAGUGACUGGAUGCCCCAAUGGCUGUGCCAGACCCUACAUGGCUGAACUUGGACUUGUUGGGGACGGUCCCAACAGCUAUCAGAUCUGGCUAGGGGGAGCACCUAACCAGACUACACUGGCAAAGAGCUUUAUGGAUAAGGUGAAGGUCCAUGACUUAGAGAAGGUAUUCGAACCCCUGUUUUACUACUGGAAAACAAAACGGCUCCGUGGUGAAUCAUUUGGCAACUUUUCAGUUAGGAUGGGCUUUGAGAAAUUACAGAAGCUGGUAGAGAAGUGGGAAGGCCCUGCGGAGCCAGCAUCAAGAUUCAACCUAAAACUCUUCGCAGACCGGCAGACAUUUGAGGCCAUGGCAGAACUUGCAAAGCAGCAGAACAAAUCGGCUCACCAGCUCGCCAUGGAGGUGAUUCGCAACUAUGUUGCUGCCCAGGGCAAUGGAUCAAAUGGACAAUAAGCAUCAUCUAAUUGUCUUAUAAUGGCUAUGAUAUUUCAAGUAAUCAUCUAAUAGCAAAGGCAAUGUGACAACCAGUCUCUUGCUAUCUCUUUGUUCACGUAAAAAAGGUAACUCGCACUUCAAAUCAAUUUUCUUUCCACAUUUUUCAUUCAGUUUUCAGACUAUUUCUUGUGAAUAUGCACUCUUCAACUUUUGUAGUCAAUGACAAUGGUUCUUGGACUUGAGUGGCUCAGUGCUUACCCCUGUAAAAACUCAAAUCGAGCUUUAAUUUUAAGCUUGGUAUCUGAAUGACUGCAGCCAUGUGCCAAAUGCUCUUUUCGGUUAGUUUUGUUUAUGAAUCAUACACCAACUGUUUAAGAUUAUUUGCAUUGUCUAUCCUUCAA
Molecule: messenger RNA, 2596 nt
Organism: Zingiber officinale
Lineage: Eukaryota; Viridiplantae; Streptophyta; Magnoliopsida; Zingiberales; Zingiberaceae
Product: sulfite reductase [ferredoxin], chloroplastic-like
Exons: 8
Coding region: 147-2213 (688 amino acids)
Biological process (GO): sulfate assimilation
Cellular component (GO): chloroplast stroma; sulfite reductase complex (NADPH)
Molecular function (GO): heme binding; sulfite reductase (ferredoxin) activity; 4 iron, 4 sulfur cluster binding
Source: RefSeq, a predicted model, not a curated record